Molecule: messenger RNA, 750 nt
Organism: Ogataea haglerorum
Lineage: Eukaryota; Fungi; Ascomycota; Pichiomycetes; Pichiales; Pichiaceae
Exons: 2
Coding region: 1-750 (249 amino acids)
Biological process (GO): carbohydrate metabolic process
Molecular function (GO): hydrolase activity, acting on carbon-nitrogen (but not peptide) bonds
Source: RefSeq, a predicted model, not a curated record
AUGCAAAACUCACUGGAGUACGGUUCCCGCAAUCUCAUUGGCUAUGGCGAGACCACGCCAGAUCCACAAUGGCCUAACGGGGCCAAAAUCGCGCUCUCAUUUGUGCUGAACUACGAAGAAGGCAGCGAAGUGUGUCCCGAGAAUGGCGACUCUGUCACCGAGGUGCUGGCCACAGAGCUGGGCCCUGGCGUGCAACCGUCUCUGGGCGGCGUUCGCGACGUGAACGUCGAGUCGCUGUACGAGUACGGCAGUCGCUGUGGAGUAUGGCGAGUUCUCAGACUCUUUGAAGAGUACGGCACGAAACUGACUAUAUUUGCUGUUGGACAGGCACUGGAGAAAAAUCCCCAGGUUGGAAAGGCGUGUGUCCGUGGUGGCCACGAAGUUGCGUCUCACGGCUGGAGGUGGGUCGACCGUUCCGGAUGGACUGCAGCUGAGGAGAAAGAAAACGUUAAACGGUGCAUCCACGCCAUUGAAAAGACAACAGGGCGGCCACCAAGGGGCUGGUAUUACGGGAUGAUCCACAGCAAGGCGGCAGAGAGAUCGCGCAGCAUACUGGCGCAGACUUUUGCCGAGCUACGGUUGCCGCUCCUCUGGUACGGCGACGCGUACAAUGACGACCUGUCGUACUGGGUGCCUUAUCCUGGAGGACUCAAGCAAGAAGGUCUUUUGGUCAUUCCCUAUACCAUGGACACGAACGACUACAAAAAUGCAGGCUACCAGGCGGCGAGCAUGGCAGCCCCAAAAUGCUGA